ACAGCAAGAAAGACAGACGAGCUGUCUUGUGAACCUGCCUAGAGGGUUUGUUGGUGCAUUCACUAAGGCAGGUCGUCUUCGGUGAACGAACCUACCUGUGAACUAUAAUAGGCUUAAGUAGUGUGCAGUGGCUGUUGGUUUCUUCUUGCUGCGGUCUGAUUCAGUGACACGAAAGUUUUGGCAAGAUUGGCAGACGACAGAACCCCUCGCCAUGUUGUUGGAGACGGUCCUGUCUCUGAGCGCCACGUCCUGGCUGCUGGUGAUAGUGGGCGUGGUCACACUUAUUUACUUCCUGACCUCCGAGAGAGACAACAGAAAACUCCCGCCAUCUCCAGGCCUGGCUUUGCCCAUUGUUGGACAUCUGUUCCUUGUGGAGAGAAACCCUAUACAACAGUUGCAGAAAUGGAGAGAAAGGUUGGGGGACAUAUUCAUGCUUCGAAUGGGCAGCACUAACAUGGUGUUUCUGAACGGCCAUGACGUACUGAAGGAGGCGCUGGUAAAAAAGGCAGACGUGUUCUCAGACAGACCUCCAUCCGCGCUUAGACACGUCUUUCCAGAUGUGCAUAAUGGUGUUAUAGCGGCGUCCGGCCCCAACUGGAAGGAACAAAGGACCACGUCCCUGGCCAUUCUCCGAGAGUUUGGGAUGGGCAAAAAUAUUCUGGCGGACAAGAUAGCUGAAGAGGUGGAUGUCUAUGUGAACGAACUGCUCAAACACAAGGGACAGCCCACAGAGCUGAGAAAAAUCACUAACAUGAGUGUGUCAAACGUCAUCUGCGCCAUUAUCUUUGGCAGGCGGUACGAACUGAACGACAAGCGUUUUGCUAAAAUGAUGGAUAUCUUCAAUGAGCUGGUCAAGACAUCGGCAUCAACCUCGGCCUUCCAGUUCUUCCCCUUUCUGUUGUACUCACCGAUUGACUUUGUUGGAGUACAGCAACUGAUUGCCAUCAUAAAAGAAUCCCGCGACUUCACGGAAAGUAUUGUGAAGGAACGGCUGGAAGGAUUUGACCCGGAGGUCAUGGAUAGUUUUGUGGCAGCCUACAGGCGAGAUAUGGAGAAAAAACAGGACUCGGGUGUCCACACAUAUCUAGAUGAGAAGAACCUUACCCGUGUGAUCGCCAACCUCUUCGUAGCCGGCACAGAAACAACGGCUUCCACCAUCUUAUGGUGCUACCUUUUUCUUCUGCACCAUCCUGACGUGCAGGAAAAGAUUUACAAAGAAAUCUGCGAACACAUCGGAACACACCGUGUCCCAACCAUGCAGGAUAAACCUAAACUGAAGUACUUGCAAGCCGUGAUCUACGAAACUCUGAGAUUGGCCAACAUUGUACCCCUGAGCCUGACCCACAUGGUCACAGAGGACACUGAACUCAGAGGUUACGUCAUUCCCAAAGGCGCCAUCGUAGUGCCCAAUCUGUACUCUGCACUCAUGGAUGAAAAAGUCUGGGGAGAUCCUCAGAACUUCCGGCCAGAGAGAUUUUUGGACUCCCAAGGGAACAUUGUGAAGAAAGAAGAGCUGAUCCCGUUCUCAUUGGGCCGGAGAGUGUGUCUAGGAGAAGCCCUAGCCCAGAUGGAGCUGAUCCUGUACCUGUCCACAAUGUUCCAGCGUUUUGAGUUCCUGCCCGCCGACCCGUCCAACUUACCUCCGAUCAAUGGCGUGUUCGGGGUCACAAUGCCGCCCGAAGCAUUCCAGAUCAGAUGUGUGGAGAGGAAGCAGUUUAACAAUAACGUCAUUCGAAACGAUUAAUUGUAUAUAUUAAAUAUGUAUGUGUUCUUGUGGGUUUGUCUGUUUGAGAUCAAAAGAUCAAUAACAUUCAAACCGAUUACCGACAUAUUUAUGUACAUUUUCAAAUCUGUUUGAUUGAUUUCAAACAGGAUUUGCCUCCAUUUGGGAUAGUUUUAUCGUGAGAGGUUGGCCACAGGCGUUUCAGUGGGAUUUACUCCUUUUUUCCAGUCAAACAUGUAUUAUUGAUAUCUCGCAUCCUUUAAUUUCUUUACUUUGUACAAUACAUUCUCGUAACGACUCGAAUAUUCGGCACCUAAAUGACAUUUUUUGUUCUGCAAGUGCCGCAAAACUCAUGUUAAACUAAAACACAAUCUUGGAACGUCUGCCCUGUUUGCUGUUCGCUUCCUUCAUUGAAAUUUAAAACUAAAUUGGUUCUAGUACUCCCCUAGAAAUAGGCAUACUCUUCCAUGUUGCUGAACUUGUGAGAAUUUUCAUUUGAAGUUUCUUAAUCUGAGCUUUUUUCCAGGAGGAAAAAAAGGGUGGGGGUGGGGUGGGGGUGUUGCUUUUUAUCAUAUCCAGAAUAGAUAGUUACUGUAGUUUAGUUGUUGUUUUUUAAAUGAUCUACUUGUAAUCAAAAGUAAUUAUGCUCAGAAAAAUGUGUAUGUGUUAAUCUCUUUUUUUGUUGAUGGUCUUUUUUU
Aplysia californica (California sea hare) is the source of this 2421-nucleotide messenger RNA. RefSeq names its product cytochrome P450 2U1. The transcript is spliced from 11 exons. NCBI's taxonomy places the organism in Eukaryota, Metazoa, Mollusca, Gastropoda, Aplysiida, Aplysiidae. The record is from RefSeq and is a predicted model, not a curated record. Gene Ontology annotation, molecular function: oxidoreductase activity, acting on paired donors, with incorporation or reduction of molecular oxygen, reduced flavin or flavoprotein as one donor, and incorporation of one atom of oxygen; iron ion binding; heme binding. Gene Ontology annotation, cellular component: cytoplasm; intracellular membrane-bounded organelle. The coding region runs from base 212 to 1744 and encodes 510 amino acids. Gene Ontology annotation, biological process: xenobiotic metabolic process.